This is a messenger RNA of Acanthochromis polyacanthus (spiny chromis), 6824 nucleotides long. RefSeq names its product stabilin 1 (gene stab1). Gene Ontology annotation, molecular function: hyaluronic acid binding; calcium ion binding. Gene Ontology annotation, biological process: cell adhesion. NCBI's taxonomy places the organism in Eukaryota, Metazoa, Chordata, Actinopteri, Pomacentridae. Bases 58 to 6678 code for a protein of 2206 amino acids. The record is from RefSeq and is a predicted model, not a curated record. The transcript has 61 exons.
AGGUGUGUGUGUGAGGCGAAUGAGAUUGGUGAUGGACGGCGUUGUUAUGGCAACCUGAUGGAGCGUCUGAUGGAGUUGGACCGAAGCGGCAGCCAGAGGGAGAACCUGACCGGAGCAGUGGCACUGUUCGAAAAAGGAUGUUCACUGCUGCUGAGCCACAACGGACCGUUUACCGCCUUCAUCCCGCAGCUGAAGACGCCGCUGACGGGCAUUAACGAGGAGCUAAUGUGUAAAAACCACCUGAUCCUGGGUCAGUUCCUCUACGCCGACCUGCAGGGGCGAGACUUCAACAUGUAUGGAGGGGCCAAGCUGAGGACCAAAGACCACCAGAGGUUCAUCCUGAUGGAGGAACCCAGCAGGUUCUACUCUGUCAUCCUGCGGGACCUGCCGGCAGCCAAUGGCAUCAUUCACAUCAUAGACCGGCCAAUCAGCAGCUCGCAGUCGGACAGGGCGGCUCGAGAUGAACAGUUUGCUGAUUUGACGGUCGGAGAGAUUCUGUCUAAAGAUGGAAAAUUCAACCGUUUCCUUUCUCUGGUGGACAACUGUGGGUCGCCUCCUCCUCUGAGGGGUCCGGGUCCAAUCACGGUCUUUGUCCCAACCAACCAGGCGAUAGACCGAGCCCGAGACGGCAGCAUCCUGUACAUGCUGCAUGACGCCAAACACAAACUCCAGGAGCUGCUCAGACAUCAUGUUUUCCCUCAGGCUGUGCUGACGGUGGAUGAUCUCAGCGCUCUGCCUCGCAUCCAGACAAUGGCUAAUCAGAUGAUCAGCAUCAGCGUGUCGAAUGAUGGUCAGAUCUUAUUGGGCGAUAAACGGAUCCAGCUGGCGAGCACCAACAUCAUGGCAUCCAAUGGGAUCAUCCACAUGAUUGACGGGCUGCUGGUCCCGCCCUCCAUCCUGCCCAUCCUCCCCCACCACUGUGAUGUCACCGAGAGCAAGAUCACCGUGGGUCCUUGUGUCCACUGCAGUUACCUCUAUGAGACUCAAUGUCCCGACGGCACUGUUGAAAUGGACAGCCAUCAAAUCGGCUGUGAAUACGUCACGUCUCCUCUUCGCUCCUCACUCAGUAAAGGCUGCGCUAAGUUCUGCAAUGCAACCAAACAGGUGGUGGAGUGCUGCAGAGGAUUCUACGGUCCCGACUGUAAACCCUGCAUCGGAGGCUUUCAGCAUCCCUGCUACGACAAAGGAACCUGCUUUGACGGUAUCCAUGGUAACGGGUCGUGCAGCUGCCAGCCGGGUCUCAGCGGCAUCGCCUGCCACAUCUGCUCUGAUCCCAACAAACACGGAGAACGCUGCGACGAAGAGUGUCGUUGUGUUCACGGAGUGUGUGACAACCGUCCCGGCAGCGGAGGAAUAUGUCGCAGAGGAUCCUGUCUAGACGGAUUUUCCGGAGAUUUCUGCGACAAAACAGCGACACCAUGCAACUCUGACGGUCUGCUGGAGCAUUGCCAUGUGCACGCAUACUGCACACACACAGAUCUAUACACAACGUGUUUAUGUAGAGAUGGAUAUGAAGGCGAUGGUCACUCGUGUUCUCCCAUCAACCCCUGCAUGAAGAACAACCGAGGAGGCUGUGACUCCAACGCCCAGUGUGUGUUUGUGCGUCCAGGUGAGGCUACCUGUGCGUGCGCUGAAGGCUGGACAGGUGAUGGCAAAGUUUGUGUUGAGAUCAACAACUGUGAUCUGGUGACUCGAGGAGGCUGUAGCCCCAAUGCCAUCUGUACCCACAUCGGACCUGGACAGAGCGAGUGUGUUUGUAAAACUGGUUAUAUGGGAAACGGAGUUGUGUGCGACCUCAUCGACCCCUGUCUGACAAACAACGGAGGCUGUCAUGAACUGGCGACGUGUAAGCUGAAAGAGAGCGGGUCUCACACCUGUAUCUGUCCGGACGGAUACGCUGGAGACGGAAAAAUCUGCUACGGACACUUACUGGAGGAGCUGGAAACACACUUAACGCUGUUCGCUUUCUAUCGAUUCAGUCAGAAGCUGGAGUCCUUCUCUGAGGCCCUGAGUGAAAACGUCACGGUGUUGGUUCCGUCCAGAGAAGCUCUGAACAACUUGAGUUCUGCUGAGUACAAAUUCUGGACCAGCCGGCACCACCUGUCUCCCUUCCUACGGUCUCUCUUCCUGCCGGGGAUCUUCUCACUGGAGGACCUGGACCGGCUGGUGGGCCACAGGUUGGACACCAUGAACCCUCCGACCCAGUGGGAGGUGACCAACAGCAGCGGGGUGAUCCGGAUCGGAAAUGCCUCCAUCAUCAAACACAACCUGCCUGCGAUCAAUGGCUAUCUCCAUAUCAUUGACCAGGUUCUGGUUCCGUCCCAAGCGAACCUCCCUCCUGAGCCUCCCCUCCUCAUGUCCUUCCUGAACUCCUCCUCCAACUUCAGCCUGUUCAGACAGUUUGCUGUAAUGUACAACCUGACCGAUCGGCUGUCCACGUACUCCUUCACCCUGCUGCUGCCUUCAGAUGCAGCUGUGAGGAAACAUCUGGACACAACCAACUCCUCUGUCCUGGACCCGGAUGUGUUCCGGUACCACGUGGUUCCCUAUGAGCUACUGUUUCCAGACCACCUGGUGGAUGGGAUGCUGAAGAGCACUCUGCUGGGAGCCGACUACCAGGUCCAGUUCCACCUGGACCGCCAGAACCAGACGGUCGUGAACGACGUUCCACUGGACGGCGGUUUUGUGGAGACGGAGUACGGCGUCAUCAUCUUCAUCCAUCAGGUCCUCAAAGUCCGACGCAACCGAUGCAGCAAACCGGUGUCUCUGCAGGUUGAUGGCCGGUGCUCAGACUGUGAAGGACCUCCUCGAUGCUACUCUAGCUACAAACCAGUCAGAGAACAGUUUCCUGCCAACAUGCGCUCCAACUGCAGAUACAGGAAACGGGUCAGAGCCAGGAUUUCGUCAAAGCCAGGCUGCGUCAUCAAGUGUCUCCGAAUGACCACGGAUCACACCUGCUGUCCUGGUUUCUACGGUCACGAGUGCUUCAAAUGCCCCGGAGAUGACGGCAGCUGGUGCUCCAAUCACGGCGAGUGUCAGGACGGUAACCACGGCAAUGGGGAGUGCCGUUGCUACGAGGGUUUCCAUGGCACUGCCUGCGAGGACUGUGAGGCAGGACGAUACGGAGUCAACUGUUCCUCCAAGUGUGUGUGCAAUCAUGGGAAGUGUGACGAUGGUCUGGCAGGUAGCGGCAGGUGUGUGUGUUAUAAAGGCUGGAGAGGAGCUUCAUGCUCUGCAGAGAUCAAGGACGACGCCUGUGGAGGAGUUUGUGACGAGAAUGCAAACUGCAUCACUGGACCUCAAGGAUCAGCUGCUGCCUGCCUCUGUGUGGCUGGAUAUGAGGGAAACGGGACCUACUGCAAAAAACUGGAUCUGUGUUCUCGGUCCAAUGGAGGUUGUUCUGAAUUCGCCGUCUGUCAAUCGGUUUCAGCCGGAGAAAGAACCUGCAGCUGUAAGGAAGGAUACACUGGAGACGGAGUGGUCUGCCUGGAGGCGGACGGAUGUCUGUUCAACAACGGAGGCUGCCACCAGUCAGCAGACUGCAUCAGGACAGGACCCAACAUGACGGCCUGCAGGUGUCGGCUGGGCUUCCAGGGUUCUGGUUGGUACUGCUACCCAGUGAACCCCUGCAGAACGGAUAAUGGCGGCUGCCAUAGAUCCGCUCGCUGUGAGUACCUGGGUCAGGGGCAGAGGAACUGUACCUGCCGGUCUGGUUACAUCGGUGACGGCCUCGACUGCCGAGGAUCCACCCACACCGAGAUUUCCCGACAGCCUCAGUUCAAUUUCUUUAAAUCCAUGAUGAUGAAGUCUGACACCCGGAUCUAUGGUGACGGUCCGUACACGGUGUUUGUUCCUGUGGAGGAAACCAACAACCAGACCACCGUGGAUGAAUGGAAGGAGUCGGGUCGACUCAAUCUUCUGGUUCAGUACCACAUCGUCACCUGUGAGAAGUUGACCGUCAGUGACCUGAAAACCACCGAGAAAGUCGUAUCAGUGUCAGGUCACAUGAUCUACUUCAACCUGCAGAAGGGUUCCAUUUGGAUCAACAACAGUUCGAGGAUUGUGAAGAGCGACUACACCACCUUCAACGGAGUCAUUCACCAAAUUGAUAAGCUGCUGACGCCGUUUAGCCUCAAGGACAAACCGAAGCUUCAGACUCGGACGAUGAACUUCACCUCAGCAGCUACAUUUUAUGGCUACACACGCUUCUACAAACUGGUGGAGGACUCCGGGAUGCUGCCGGUGCUGCAGACCUCCAUCCACCAGCCCUUCACUGUGUUCUGGCCCACAGACCGGGCUUUGGAGGCCCUGCCGGCUGAGAGGCAGCGCUGGCUGACCAGUCCAGACCACCGGGACCAGCUGGCUGCAACCAUCAAGGCCCACAUCGUCCGGAACUCCAGACUGACGACUGUGGGUCAGCCCACUUCUUCGUCGUCGUUUCGCUCCAUGCAUGGAUCGACCAUCAAGUAUCGCUGUGACCGAAGCCUCGUGGGUGCCGUAUUGAUCAAUGAUAAUGAUGCCAGAGUUGUGGAGCGUUUCCUGUCCUUCAGCGAGGGUUUGGCCUACGGCAUCGACCAGCUGCUGGAGCCGCCGGGCCUCGGAGCGUUCUGCGACAGCAUCGAGAACAAAACUUCCAACGGUCGCUGUGGAAGCUGCUUCAUGCCUCCGUCGUGUCCCCUCAAACACUUCGACACGGGAACCACAGAACGCUGCUUAAACUCCCGCAGCAGGUACGGAUUCGGAUACGGAUACCGACGCAGCCGCUGGUACGACGACCUGGACGACACCUUCAACCGGAGAAGGUGCAUGAGAAAAUGCUGGUUCCCCUCCUGGGUCUAUAAGUGCUGCAAGAACCACUACAGCCGGGACUGUCAGGUGUGUCCUGGAGGUCUGGAGGCUCCUUGUGGAAACCACGGGACCUGUGACGACGGAAUGCACGGUUCAGGAAGCUGCACGUGCUUCAGAGGAUUCAGAGGAAAAGCCUGCGAACUGUGCAGCCGUGGAUACUACGGACCCAACUGCACAGCCUGUAUGUGUGGAGUACAAGGCCGGUGUGACGACGGUGUUGAAGGUUCUGGACAGUGUGUCUGCAGGCCCGGCUGGGAGGGAGAACGCUGUCAGAUUGAUAUUGGUUCGAUCCCGGAGGAGUGCCGACGCUGCCACCCUCAGGCUGACUGCGAGCCCGGCUUCGGCUGUCGCUGUAAACCCGGAUUCCAGGGGAACGGAACCUUCUGCAGUCCAGAACCUCCUCCAGAUCUCUGCUCCGAGUAUAACGGCGGCUGCCACCUGAACGCCGACUGCAACCAGACGGACCUGCAGGUGAACUGCACCUGUCACAGCAGUUACCAAGGAGACGGAUACUCCUGCGAGCCAAUCAACAGGUGUGUUGAGGAGAACAAUGGAGGCUGCAGCGACUUUGCUUCCUGCAAGUUCACCGGACCGAAUGAGCGUGAGUGUGAGUGCCUGCCGGGGUACGUGGGUAAUGGAGUCCAGUGUCUGCAGAAGGUGGUGCCCCCUGUUGACCGCUGCCUGGAAGCCAACGGCGGCUGUGCUGCUGUGGCUUCCUGCAAGGACCUGCAUUACCAUGAGAACACAGCUGGAGUUUUCCAUCUUCGCUCUCCGGAGGGAAAAUACAAGAUGAACUUCAGCAGAGCAGCAGCUUCCUGUCAGGAGGAUGGCGCUACGCUGGCGACUGUCACACAGCUGGGACACGCUCAGCAGCUGGGCAUGCAUCUGUGUGUAGCCGGCUGGCUGGACGGGGGAAAGGUUGGAUAUCCGACCCGCUUCCCUUCAGUCAGGUGUGGAGACAACCAUGUAGGUCUGGUCAUGUACAAAGAUCCAGUGGAUCAGAACAACCUGUACGACGCCUACUGCUACAGGCUCAGAGAUGUUUCGUGUUCGUGUCCUGAUGGUUACAUCGGAAACGGAGAUUUCUGUCACGGCGUUCUCACCGACAUUCUGGCGAUGUACAGCAACUUCUCCGUGUUCUACAAGCUUCUCUUGGACUCCAGCGGUUCUUCCUCUGAGGGCCGAGAGCUGCUGGACUUUCUGUCUCACAGGACGUCUGAAGUGACUCUGUUUGUUCCUCAUAACGCUGGAUUCUCCCAGAACCAGACUCUGUCCCUCAGAGACCUUCAGUACCACGUCUCAGCCAAUCACAGCAUGCGACCUUAUAAGGAUCUGAGACACCAGGAAGUGAUCACAUCACAGCUGGGAGUCAAUCUGACGGUUACCCACGGUAACAACCAGAGCUGUAAACUGGUGAACAGGCUGCUGCUGCUCGACUGGGACAUUCCCGCCGUUAACGGCAUCAUCCAUGUCAUCGAGGCGCCGCUGAAGGCUCCGCCCCCUCCGGUGUCCCAUCACGCCUCCCGUGGCCACGCCCACUCCAGCGGCCCGGUGUCGGCCAUCUUGGUGUCGGUGUUUCUGGCCUUUCUGCUGGCGGCACUCGGAUAUUACGUCUUCAAACACAAGACCGACGCCUUCCGCUUCCACUACUUCAGAAACGAUGAUGAGGACGGUAGUGGAAGGAUGAAGCCGACGCUGGUGUCGAUCCCAAACCCUCUUUACAGCGGAUCCAGAGCCUUCACAGAACCCUUUGGGGAGUCCAGUCCAGAGGAGGAACUGGCAGAACCAGAAGAACCUCCAAACGUUCUGGACUUGGACCUGGACCAGUAGAACCAGUCUGUCUAUCUACAGGAGCUUCAGCUCCUCCUCUGCUCACAGUUAAUGAAGAAAGAAAUCUAAAGUUUUUAUGAGCCGUGAAUGGAACCAUUCUGUUUGUGGAUCUCAACAUGUUGUAAUAAAAAUCAGCUGAUUUUUCA